GCGCUCCUCGCUCCCGGCACCAUGAGCCGUGUCCGCCUGCUCGCGCUGCUCCUGGCGCUCCUCGUGGGUGCCCCCGCCGCCGCCGAAUCGAUCCGAGAAACCGAGGUUAUCAACCCCAAAGACCUACAAGAAAAUUACUUUUCUGGAGCCCUCCCCGAUGAUGAAGAUGUGGGGCUGCCCGGGCAGGGAUCUGAGGACUUUGAGCUGUCUGGUUCUGGAGAUCUGGACGACUCAGAGGAACCCCGGUUUAUCCCUGAAAUAUUCCAGCCCUUGGAGCCUAAAGACAACCAUAUCCCCGAAAGGACAUACCCUGGAAGCCAGGCCCCCACCGACCACAAGGAGCUGGAGGAUAACGAGGUGAUGCCCAAGAGGAUCCCACCCUUCGGAGACGAGGACAUGUCCAACAGGGUAUCCAUGUCCAGCACUGUGAAGGGCAGUGGCAUCUUUGAGAGGACAGAGGUCUUGGCAGCUCUGAUCGUGGGUGGCGUCGUGGGCACCCUCUUCGCUGUGUUCCUGGUUCUGCUGCUGGUGUACCGCAUGAAGAAGAAGGAUGAAGGCAGCUAUGACCUGGGCAAGAAACCCAUCUACAAAAAAGCACCCACCCAUGAGUUCUAUGCCUGAAGCUUCCAGGACCAUCAGCUUGGACUUUCGGGGGGAGGGAAGUAGAGGAUUUUGCAGGGUGGACUUGAGGGAAUGGGGAGGGUGUCCCAGGACUGAUCUGUGAGCACCUCCAGCCUGGGCCCGGUGCCUCAGUCAGAAGAUGAGAGCUUCUGUCUUGCAUGCCUCUGUCUUCCUUCUCCCUUCUUUGGCCUCAAUUUUCCUGGCAGAAAAAAAUGGGGUGAAACUGGGCCUUUCUGAAAUCUGGGGUGGGAGCAUUUCUUAACCUUACAGCUGAGACCCUUGACCCAGUGGAGAGCCAGCCAUGACCGACCAUGCCUCACCGAGGGCCCUACUGACUGUUGUGUGCCUCUCCCUGGAGGUGGGGGGCCUACCACCAAACACCCCUAACCCCCAUUCCACCUGCCCUUUCUCAGACUGGUACAAACAGGUGGGAAGAAAUGGCAUGUGUCUGAGAGAGUGUCCACAAACAUGAGGGAGGGGUCUCUGGGGCCUUACCUGAUCAGCCUUUUGUAUUGGGGAAAGCAGGGGUGGGGAUGGGGGUGAGGGCUGCAAGUUCAUGCUAAGACAGAUUUGUGGACUAUUUGUGAAUCUCUUUUUAGCAGAGUAUUUUUUAUAAUGGGGUCUUUCCUUCGGGCAAGAGCAUGCAACUGCUGUGUUCUUUUGCUCUUGCCCACU
This is a messenger RNA of Suncus etruscus (white-toothed pygmy shrew), 1296 nucleotides long. It is a transcript of the gene SDC4, whose product is annotated as syndecan 4. Gene Ontology annotation, biological process: cell migration. Bases 22 to 621 code for a protein of 199 amino acids. The transcript has 5 exons. Gene Ontology annotation, cellular component: membrane; cell surface. Lineage: Eukaryota; Metazoa; Chordata; Mammalia; Eulipotyphla; Soricidae. The record is from RefSeq and is a predicted model, not a curated record.